CGAAUGGAGGCCUAUGUCCGAAACUUGCAACUUCAGAUUGUCGACGCCCUUGAGGCUCUCGAGGGACCCGACGGCGGCCGCUUCGUCCGCGACCACUGGAAGCGCGAAGAGGGCGGCGAAGGCAUCUCCUGUGCCCUGCAGGGCGGCAAGGUCUUUGAGAAAGCCGGUGUUCUUGUCUCGGCCGUGCACGGCCCUGUGCCCAACGGCCUCCGCCAGCACAUGAACAGCCGUCUGGGAACCUCGUUCGGCACCGGUCCUCUGCGGAUGUUUGCCACCGGCGUCAGUUUGGUCAUCCACCCACACAACCCCCUGACCCCGACCUCGCAUGCCAACUACCGCUAUAUUGAGCUUGUGGACGAGAAUGACAAGGUGGUCUGCUCGUGGUUUGGCGGCGGUAGCGAUCUGACGCCCGCGUAUCUGAUCGAGGAGGAUGCCGUCCACUUCCACAAGGUCAUCAAGGGUGCCUGCGAUCAACACGACAAGUCGAUCUACCCCAAGUUCAAGAAAUGGUGUGACGAUUACUUCAAUAACGUCCAUCGUGGCGAGCACCGCGGCAUCGGCGGCAUCUUCUUUGACGAUGUCAACGUCGAGACGAUGAAGGGCAAGUCACAGGAGCAGAUCUUUGCCUUUGUCCGCUCCUGCGGCAACAGUUUUGUUCCUCAGUACAUCCCCAUCGUGCAGAAGCGCAUGAACACCGAGUUUACUCCCGAACAAAAGGUCUGGCAGCAGCUCCGCCGCGGCCAGUAUGUCGAGUUCAACCUGGUUCAUGACCGUGGUACCAAGUUCGGCCUGGCCACCCCUGGCGCCAGGAUCGAGAGUAUCCUGAUGUCGAUGCCUCUGACUGCCCGCUGGCAAUACAAGGUCCAGCCCGAGGCCGGCAGCGAGGAGGAAAAGCUACUGGAGGUGUUGCGUAACCCGCGCGAGUGGGUGUAA
Polychytrium aggregatum is the source of this 933-nucleotide messenger RNA. Its product is annotated as Coproporphyrinogen III oxidase. The transcript has 3 exons. Lineage: Eukaryota; Fungi; Chytridiomycota; Chytridiomycetes; Polychytriales. Gene Ontology annotation, molecular function: coproporphyrinogen oxidase activity. Gene Ontology annotation, cellular component: cytoplasm; mitochondrial intermembrane space. The annotation marks the transcript as partial. The record is from RefSeq and is a predicted model, not a curated record.